GGCGGGAAAGCGCAAGACAGACUCGGUCGCGGUCGCGGCAGCAGCGGCUUCGCCGCAGCGGAACCGGGUCUCGGUCCUCGCCGGUCGACGUCGACGCUGACGAGGAGCUGGCGCGGGAGCUGGAUCGUGAGCUGAACGGCGACAGAAGAAGCAGCAACCGCGGCAGCCGGCGAAGAAUGCUGCCUCUGGUGCAGAUGCCACCGAUAAUGAUGAGUGGGCUCCGCUGGCAGAGCCGGAAAGCAGUGGAGUGCGCAUCAUCGAGGUCCGGCUGGACAUGCGGUCGUUUUCGCGGCCACUGGGCCAAGCCGAGGUGCGCAACUUGUUUGCGCAAAUGCGGCGGAACCCGCUGGAGAUGCUGCGGUGGGCGACGCGGGCGGGUGUGCCUGCGCGUCAUGUGGUGACGACGCCGAUCCGUUUUGUGAUUCGAUCAGCCUCGCGCAGCGGACGCGAGUUCUCGCGCACCUCGCCGAUCAUGGCUCCGCUGAUGGCGGCCUUGGUGUCUUCAGGCAUAUCGCAUGACAUGCUCACGGGCGACGACUACAGUCGGCUGCUGCGGCUCGACGAGACGGUGACCAAGCCGACGGCAGCGACCGACGCCGACCUUGCGGCGCUGCCUCCGCCCACCACCCUCGCCGCUGACAGUAGCUACUGCGGCGAGCGGUGCACGGUGUGCCUCGAUGACUUGACAGAAGGCACCGAGGUGCGAAUCCUGCCUUGCGCCGGCAAGCACGCCUUUCACACUGCGUGCAUCGACCAAUGGCUCCGCGUUGAUGGCGUGUGUCCGGUCGACAAGUCACUGGUCGUCAAGCGAGACUAGUGAAUAUGUGUGUGUUUGUG
Molecule: messenger RNA, 837 nt
Organism: Thecamonas trahens ATCC 50062
Lineage: Eukaryota; Apusomonadida; Apusomonadidae
Exons: 1
Coding region: 275-817 (180 amino acids)
Source: RefSeq, a predicted model, not a curated record